AUUUCAAAAGGAGGACUCAAAAAACCGAAUAUUGCUUUUUUUAAUAAUUUAAAGGAUCUUGAAAAUGUGUUCAGAAAUGUAAAUGGUGAUUCGAUUAUUAACGUUAAUAAUUUUACUAAAUAUUUGUUAGAUAGGAGUUCUCAAAAUGUUUUACCGGAAAAUGUAAAGUCGUUUUUCUUUAAAAUAAGAAUGCAUUUUCGAAUAAAAUAUCUAAAUAGAAAUUUAAAUAACAAAAAUGUAAAAGAAAAGUUAUCUGUAAACAAAAAAAUGAUUAAAACACUUAUUUAAUAAAUUUAAACUGUUUAAAUCACUACGUUUAUCUAUCUAAAACAAUGUUUUACUUGUUUUUUAUUUGAAUUAUAUAUAUAGUUAUUAAAAAGCACAUCCAUGUUCUAUUGUAACUUAGGUAAAUAAAGACCCUACUGUUUUUCAAAUGUAAACAAUUUUUAAAUUUUCUUUAUUUUUAUUCAUAUAUUUUUUUCUCAUUUUCUCAUAUUUGACAUAACAAGGCAUAUAAUUUUAAGCUCUCCCUACUGAUUCUACCUGGUUAUUGUUGUAUCAUGAUUUAAACUAUAUUCAUUUAUUUAAAUUUUAACAUUUAACAAAAAACUAUCAUAAAAAUUUAUCAAAAUUAUUUAAUCGAAAAAAAUUUUAAUCUGUUCUGCCCUAAAAUCCCUGGUAUUCCAAAAAUGAUAGAUAAUUUCCUUGGACAAAAAUACAUUCUAAAGAAAAGUGAAAAUUUCGAUGCCUACAUGAAAGAAUUGGGUGUUGGUUUGACCCUACGCAAGAUGGGCAACACUUUAAUAUCCCAAUGUCAAUUGUUGCGUAAUGACGAUAAUAUCUACACAUUUACCCUGGAAACUCCUUAUCAUUGCUGCAGCAUUAAUUUCGAAUUGAAUAAAGAAUUUACCGAGUUAACUUUGGAUAAUCGUGAGGUCAGAACAAUUUGUCACUUAGAAGAUAAUGUUUUCGUACAAAAACAACAAGCAGAGGGCUUGAAAUCGACUAAAAUUAUACGAGAAUAUAAAGACAAUGAACUUAGAACCACUCUGACUGUGGGUGAUGUGAAGGCAGUUCGAAUUUAUGGUAUUUUAGAGGAAUCGGAAGAGUCUGAGGAGGAUGAGAAUACUGAUAGUGAAUAGUGGUUUGCCGAAAAUUAAAUUGAAAUAAAAUAUUUCGGAAUAAACUUCAAGUUAAGGCAGUAUAUUCAAAAAAAGUUUCAGUAAGUAUUGCAAUUUGCUACUAA
Lucilia cuprina (Australian sheep blowfly) is the source of this 1246-nucleotide messenger RNA. RefSeq names its product sodium/calcium exchanger regulatory protein 1-like. Lineage: Eukaryota; Metazoa; Arthropoda; Insecta; Diptera; Calliphoridae. The record is from RefSeq and is a predicted model, not a curated record. Gene Ontology annotation, molecular function: fatty acid binding. The transcript has a single exon. Gene Ontology annotation, biological process: fatty acid transport. Gene Ontology annotation, cellular component: nucleus; cytosol. Bases 690 to 1142 code for a protein of 150 amino acids.